This is a messenger RNA of Gymnodraco acuticeps, 4101 nucleotides long. Its product is annotated as heterogeneous nuclear ribonucleoprotein R. The coding region runs from base 211 to 2073 and encodes 620 amino acids. Gene Ontology annotation, molecular function: mRNA binding. Lineage: Eukaryota; Metazoa; Chordata; Actinopteri; Perciformes; Bathydraconidae. The transcript is spliced from 12 exons. The record is from RefSeq and is a predicted model, not a curated record. Gene Ontology annotation, cellular component: ribonucleoprotein complex; nucleus.
ACUGCGCGUUUCCCCACCAAAUCUCGCGAGCGUUGCUGAGCGGUGGCGUUGUUCGGGCGAGCCGACGACGAGACCGUAGCUGUCUGGAAAUUUGUCUCGUGGGUUGGACUCAAACGUAUUCUUCAUAAUUGUCAUUUUUUUACGUGCGACAAGUUAAUCGUUCCGCAUUUUAACACACGCCAUUGUUAGCGUCCUGAAUCAGACUGGACAAUGGCUGCCGCUGAGGUAAACGGUAGCUCUGCCCUGGUUAAGGAGGAAGAAGAGCCCAUGGAUGUGACAACAACACACACAGAUAACUACCAGACGCUCAUUGAUGCUGGGCUGCCCCAGAAAGUUGCUGAAAGUUUGGAUAACAUUUUCCUGACAGGCUUGGUCGCGUAUGUUGACCUCGAUGAAAGGGCCAUUGAUGCCCUGCGUGAGUUCAAUGAGGAGGGGGCACUGACUGUGCUGCAGCAGUUCAAAGAGAGCGACCUGUCCCACGUACAGAAUAAAAGUGCUUUCCUUUGUGGAGUCAUGAAGACUUACAGACAGAGAGAAAAACAAGGAAGUAAAGUACAGGAAUCCACAAAGGGCCCAGAUGAGGCGAAAAUCAAGACUCUGUUAGAGCGGACGGGAUACACCCUGGAUGUCACCACAGGGCAGAGAAAGUACGGAGGUCCCCCACCUGAGGAUGUGUUCAAAGGAAUACAACCAGGGAUUGGAACAGAGGUGUUUGUUGGGAAAAUCCCAAGGGAUUUGUAUGAAGAUGAGCUGGUGCCUCUCUUUGAGUCGGCCGGUUCCAUCUGGGACCUUAGGCUAAUGAUGGACCCUCUCUCUGGUCAGAACAGGGGUUACGCCUUCAUCACGUACUGCAAUAAGGAUGAUGCACAAAAGGCUGUAAAGCUUUGUGAUAACCAUGAAAUCCGCCCUGGCAAGUACUUGGGAGUCUGUAUAUCUGUUGCAAACAAUCGCCUGUUUGUCGGAUCAAUUCCAAAGAACAAGACAAGGGAAAGUAUAUUGGAAGACUUUGGCAAAGUUACAGAGGGUCUCCAAGAGGUCAUAUUGUACCACCAGCCAGAUGACAAGAAGAAGAACCGCGGCUUCUGUUUCCUGGAGUACGAAGAUCACAAGUCUGCAGCGCAGGCUCGCCGCCGCCUGAUGAGCGGCAAAGUGAAGGUGUGGGGGAACCCGGUCACUGUGGAGUGGGCCGACCCUGUUGCUGAGCCAGACGCCGAGGUCAUGGCCAAGGUCAAGGUGCUCUUUGUAAGAAAGCUGGCCACAUCAGUGACUGAAGAGCUUCUUGAAAAGACCUUCUCUCAGUUUGGAAAGCUGGAGCGAGUGAAGAAAUUGAAAGAUUAUGCUUUUGUCCAUUUUGAGGAGAGGGAUGCUGCUGUAAAGGCAAUGGAUGAGAUGAACGGGAAGGAGCUAGGAGGAGAGGAAAUUGAGAUCGUCCUGGCAAAGCCGCCAGAUAAAAAGAGGAAAGAGCGACAAGCAGCUCGCCAGACCACUAGGAUUUCUGGGUAUGAUGACUAUUACUACUACCCCCCUCCACGCAUGCCGCCACCAGGCCGAGGCAGGGGUCGCGGUGGCCGGGGGGGCUAUUCCUAUCCCCCUGAUUACUAUGGGUAUGACGACUACUAUGAUGACUACUAUGGCUACGACUAUCAUGACUACCGUGGUGGCUAUGAAGACCCUUACUACGGCUAUGAAGAUGUCUACAGCAUGAGGGGCCGUGGUACUCGUCCUAGCAGGGGGGGGCCUCCUCCACCUAGAGCUCGUGGGGCACCCCCGGCGCGAGGCCGUGGGGGCUACGCCCAAAGGGGACCCCCCCUCGGUGGUCCUAGGGGUGGCCGCGGGGGGCGGGGAGCCCCUUUCCAGCCGCAGAGAGGCCGCGGGCCACGCGGGGCCAGAGGAAACCGCGGGGGGAACGUCGGCGGGAAGAGGAAGGCGGAUGUGUUCAACCAGCCUGACUCCAAGCGCCGCCAGACCAACAACCAGCAGAACUGGGGGUCCCAGCCCAUCGCCCAGCAGCCCCUGCAGCAGGGGGCCGACUAUUCCGGUGGUGAAGCAUUGAGAGCCGCAGCGCUAGAAUGAGGAACUCCCCUGAACGGUACUCGAGGGUGAGCUAGCCUUGCACAGAGUACUGUCUCCUCUCCUAGCUAAUGUAAUCACUGGAGAAACACUAGCCGUAAUUAUGCUUUAUUCUUUUAAUUGUUUUCUUACUAAUAUACUGCACUAUGAAUCAAGCUUCUGUUAAUUCAGUAGGAGAGUCAAUUGUUAUUUUCCAGGCUAUGACGAACCUAAGUCAUAAAAGUUGACUGAAGAAUCAUUGGGAAUAUUACAAUUAAAUUUUAUCAGUAUGUUUCUGGGGCUUAAACCCAUGAGGAAUAUGUAUUUCCUUCAGACAUAGUGAAUAUUAUCCCCCUUAGGCAAAAUGAAAAGUCCUGCACAAGCCGGAAGAUCUGGAAAGUGCUGUGAACCCUUAAACCCUGCAAACACCUGUUGCUUGUCUUGGCUCCCUGCACCAAAAUCUUCUCAGCUGUCUACACACACACACACACACACACACACACACACACACUCUGAAAGGGAGGGUGGUGGUGAACGUUUCCCUUCCCACACCGCUAGAGGCAGCAGUUUAACACCAGCACGAAUAAUGAUCCAUUGUUCCUUUUAUCCGACGCUGCAUUUGUUGGGCAUUUCCUGAGCUGGAAAUGCUUUGAGUAAAAUGUAGAUAACACUUUAGAAGCUGUUGUUUAAAUGUAUUUAACUAGCAGGGGCGAUCCGAAUGAAAUACUGAUUAAAUUGGCUGAUGUUGGAACAAUGGCCGUGCCUCUAAACAGAUGUCUGUACAUCAUAACUCCACAAGAUGGCAGUAGAUAGGCCACAGUAUUUAUAUUGCACAGGUAAGGAUGAAAAAGGGAGCACAUGGUAACAUCAGGAAGCUCAUUGUUUCACACGUUUUGUUUUGCAUUAAAGUGCCAUCAAAUGCUGGAGUUUCCUUUACAGUUUCUCACAUCAGAACUGUGUCUCUAUAUGUUGCCUCUUGUCACCAGGCAGUAAAGGAGCUGCCCCAUCCUGAAUGGGUUCACACAAAUGGAAGGGAUGGAUUGGUAAGAUUGUUCAUUAUCUGUACUAAUGCUCAGAAAGUUGCACUAUAUUUCUGCCUCUUUGAAAUGACUAGUAUUUUGGAGCAUAAUGUUUGAUUUCGUUGUCUAUUAAGUUGAAAUGUAUUAUUGCAAAGUUAUUUGUAUUUUUACCUCCAAACACACAGAAACAGAUAUACACAGCCACACAUGGCAGCACCUAACAACAUACAAAUAUUGACAGUACACAAGAAAGUAAUGUAUGCAUUCAAUGAAUUAUCCUUGCAAACUGUUCAAGGCUGCAAAAGGAACAAUUGUUCACCUUUUUAUGAUCUUACUUCCCAGAGCAAAUAUAUUCUGUAACUUUUUUUUUAAAGAUACUUCAUGUUACAUAUCUGGCAUAUACUUUUUUUCAGAUGUUUUAGCUAUUAUUGCAUCAUUUUGAAGAUAAUGGAGUAUGUCUCCUGUGUUUUGAUGGUGGUGAUGGUCAUGUUGAUGCUUAGGAAUGGAUUAACCAUGGUUGGUUAACAUGUCCUUUUCUGUGUGGUCCUUUUCUAGCUCCGAGUCAGGAGACUGCUCGCUGUGAGCCAGAUGGUUUCACAGCGCUCAGGAUGAACUGCAGGCUGGACCGGGGCCAGAACUCGUUGGAACAUGAGCUGAAUGCCCUUUUUCCAGGUCAGCUGCCGACACAGGUGAGAAAUAAUUGUGGAUUAAUGGGUCAACUCUUGUAUUGGAUUAAGUUUUGGCUUGGAGUCUUUAUAUUGCUCAAAUCAACUUCUUGGUGUCCUCAGGUUAAUGACAAGUCUUUAUUGGAUCAAAGACUAGUGCAUAUAAACCUAUUUAUAUAUAUAUGUAUAUAGUACAUAUAUAUGUAUGUAGUACAGCAGUCUUGAGUAAUGUCAUAGAUCUCACGGAUCCUUGGAAGUCUUUACAUUUGUGAGGUAAGACUUGGAACGUUUUAGUAAAUAGACAUUGGUUAUUAAAAAUGCUUGAAUUGAUAUAUGUGCAAAAUAAAGACUUUUAUCAACUCUGUAAA